AUGGCUAGUAUUAAAGAAACUUCAAGUAUCGUCACAUUAACUCAUCCUGACAACAAGGAAACGUCCGUAACAAUUUUGAAAUAUGGUGCCACCGUGUACUCCUGGAAAAGGGAAGGUGUUGAACAAUUAUGGUUAUCAUCUGCUGCUAAACUGGAUGGUUCAAAGCCUGUUAGAGGUGGUAUCCCAUUGGUGUUCCCUGCUUUUGGAAAAAAUACAACUGAUAAAUACUUAAAGGAUUUACCACAACAUGGUUUUGCAAGAAAUUCAAACUGGACUUUCAAGGGUAUAGUUAGAUCCUAUCCACCAACUGUCCAGUUCGAAUUGAAUGAAGGAAACGCAAAUCGAGAAUUAAUUAAAGCUUGGCCAUAUAAGUUCACCAUUCUUUACAAUAUCGAGUUAGGUUACGAUCAUUUGAAAACAAGUGUCGAUAUUAGGAAUGAAUCGGAUGUUCCAUUCGAUUUCAAUUGGUUAUUCCACACUUAUUACAACAUCCAGGACUCUAUUGAGAAUGUCUAUGUACAUGGUUUAGAAAACCAAGCCACUCACGAUAACAUCACAGGUAAAGCUGCCGUCGAAAAAAAUGCUGAAGUUAUUAUUGACAGAGAGGUUGAUAGAAGAUAUUUAAAUGUUGAUGUCAAAGAAAACAUUACUAUUUUGAAUAAGAAAACUAACCAGUUAGUCCACGGUUUAAUCAGGGAAAACCUGUCAGAUGCCGUUGUUUGGAAUCCAUGGAUCAAGAAAUCUGCCGGUAUGGGUGAUUUCGAACCAAAAGAUGGAUACAAAAACAUGCUCUGUGUCGAACCUGGUCAUAUCCACGAUUUAGUCACCUUAAGAGCAAAACAAAAAUGGUCUGCUUCUCAAUAUAUGUAUUGA
Molecule: messenger RNA, 873 nt
Organism: Tetrapisispora phaffii CBS 4417
Lineage: Eukaryota; Fungi; Ascomycota; Saccharomycetes; Saccharomycetales; Saccharomycetaceae
Product: D-hexose-6-phosphate mutarotase
Exons: 1
Coding region: 1-873 (290 amino acids)
Biological process (GO): carbohydrate metabolic process
Molecular function (GO): carbohydrate binding; isomerase activity
Source: RefSeq, a predicted model, not a curated record